Messenger RNA from Phalaenopsis equestris, 1796 nucleotides. RefSeq names its product pentatricopeptide repeat-containing protein At4g37170-like. Gene Ontology annotation, biological process: RNA modification. Gene Ontology annotation, molecular function: protein binding; RNA binding; zinc ion binding. The record is from RefSeq and is a predicted model, not a curated record. NCBI's taxonomy places the organism in Eukaryota, Viridiplantae, Streptophyta, Magnoliopsida, Asparagales, Orchidaceae. Bases 1156 to 1788 code for a protein of 210 amino acids. The transcript has a single exon.
AUCAAAGCUGCUCGCCGCCUCCACUGGAACCUCCGUUCAACUCUCCUUCAUCCCUCCACCGCUCUCUGUAAUCGUCUUCUUCAUCUUUAUUGUAAAUGCGGAAACCUUGUCGACGCCCGCAAACUGUUCGACGAUAUGCCCCACAGAGAUACCUGCUCAUUCAACACCAUUAUGGCCGGCUACUCCAUUGCAGGUCAUCUCGCUGAGGCCCGCCGCAUCUUUGAUGAGAUUUCUGAACGGGAUCACUUCUCAUGGAGCAGUAUAAUUGUUUGCUAUACUCGUCACGGCUUGCCAUCUGAGUCGCUGGAUCUGUACAGGCGCAUGCUUCAUGAAAACACUGCUGGUAAUUUUAAGAACAGCAACAGAUUCACUGCUUCGAGUGCUCUUGCUGCUUCUACGGCGGUUUGUAGUCUUCGGCAUGGGAGGGAGAUUCACUGCCAUAUAGUGAGGGCUGGGCUGGAAUCUGAUGCCGUGGUCUGGAGCGCGCUCUCAGAUAUGUAUGCCAAGUGCGGGGACAUCAACAAUGCACAAAAGGUGUUUGAUUUGAGUUCUGACCGAGAUGUUGUUUCUUGGACAGCAAUGAUUGGGAGGUAUUUUGAUGGUGGAAGGACAAAGUUGGGGCUGGAGCUCUUUUCUCAUAUGCUCAGCAUUGGUGUUCGACCGAAUGACUUCACCUUUGCUGGAGUUUUGGAUGCUUGUUCAGAGCUGGCUGCUGAAGAGCUAGGUAGGCAAGUACAUGGCCACAUGAUCAGAGUGGGAUUCAAUCAGUUAUCUUUUGCUGCAAGUUCUCUUUUACACAUGUACUCCAAAUGUGGAAACAUUGAGAAGGCUAAGGUUUUAUUUGAAAGAAUGCCAAACCCUGAUUUAGUCUCAUGGACUUCGAUAAUCUCUGGAUUUGCUCAGAAUGGCUAACCCAGAAAGGCUCUGCAUUAUUAUGAGCUGCUGCUUGAAUCUGGGAUUAAGCCGGAUCACAUUACCUUUGUUGGAGUUCUUUCAGCAUGUGUGCAUGCUGGACUGGUUGAUAAAGGUCUUGAGAUCUUUGAUUCAAUAAAGGAGAAAUUUGAGCUCAGGCACACCACCGAUCACUAUGCCUGCGUUGUUGAUCUCCUCAGCCGUGCAGGGCAGUUUCAGAAAGCAGAAGAUAUAAUUAAUGCGAUGCCAAUGAAGCCUGAUAAGUUCUUGUGGGCUUCUCUCCUUGCUGGCUGUAGGAUGCAUAGAAAUCUUAAGUUAGCCAAAAGAGCAGCGGAAUCUUUAUUUGAGAUAGAGCCCGAAAAUGCUGCGACGUAUGUUGCAUUGGCCAAUAUCUAUGCCUCUGCUGGCAAGUGGGAUGAAGUUGAGAAAAUUAGGAGAAAAAUGGAUGAAAGAGGCGUUGUAAAGAAGCCAGGUUCGAGUUGGAUUGAGGUUAAGAGAAAAGUUCAUGUGUUCUUAGUAGGAGAUGACUGCCAUCCACAGGCAAAACAAAUCUCUGCAUUCCUGGAGAAAUUGCAAGUCAAAAUGAAGGAGGAAGGGUAUGUCCCAGAUACAAAUUUUGUACUGCAUGAUGUUGAGGAUGAGCAGAAAGAGCACAACCUUUCAUACCAUAGCGAGAAGCUUGCUGUUGCAUUUGGAAUUAUUGCUACCCCACCUGGAACCUCCAUCAGGGUCUUUAAGAACCUGAGAAUUUGUGGGGAUUGUCAUACUGCUUUUAAUUUUAUCUCGAAGAUUACAGAGAGGGAAAUAAUUGUUAGGGAUUCAAAUAGAUUCCAUAAGUUCAAGAGUGGAGACUGUUCGUGCGCUGAUUAUUGGUGAGUUUUAGG